AUGGCGGGUCUUGGCAACAGUUUGACGGCGUUGGCGCAAUUGCUGGAUGGCAAUGCGGAUCAGCUGGAUUUAGAUUCGCCGGCUGGGAAGGGUUCUCCUGCAGCCUUCUCAGACCCGGGUGCCAUCUCCAGGGCCGCCCAACCCUCUGGGACGCAACGGCGGGCACAGGCAGCGACAGCGGCGCGCGCCACGACGAGCCAGGCCAACAACCAGGCCAUUUUCAAUGAGGAGGAUGUGGAGGAUGCAGGUGCCCUGCCUGAUGUGGACGAUCCGCGCCCUACGCCAGAGUAUGACAUUGUGUAUAGACAGGCCGUCUCCUCGGAAGAUAUGUAUCUGGGCAUGAGCGGCCGCAAUCCUUCUUCAGCUGGCUGUGAGGAGAUGGUGGUCAAGAUCCAGUUGCCAAAGACGGCUUUCAAAGAUGUCACGCUGGAUGUCAAAGCGCAACAUCUGGAUGUGCGCACCCCUGCAUUUUGCCUGAACCUACCUCUCCCCCACCCGGUCUAUCGCAGUCAGCAGGCAGGCCCUCUCACCGCAGCAGAGAAAAUCUUGGCCGCUCAUCUUCACCCAGAGGCGGCACGCUUGGAUCGCGGCAAGUACAACCUCUUCUACCCUGAUCGAGUCAAUCUCCAAGAUGCCUCAGCACAAACAGCACUCCUGCAGUUUAUGCUCACCCGCGCGCCAAGUGUGUCCGUGCCUACCAGCGUCCACUGUGACCACCUGAUUGUUGGCUCGCCAGAGGGCGCGGACCGUGACCUAGCCCUGGCCAAGGAUCAAAAUGAAGAGGUCUUUUCGUUCCUGGAGUCGGCUUCCAAGCGCUUCGGUGUUGCUUUCUGGCCUCCCGGCUCGGGCAUUAUCCACCAAAUCGUGCUCGAGAAUUACGCCUCACCCGGCAUGCUUAUGAUUGGAUGUGAUUCGCACACCCCCAACGCGGGUGGCCUCGGUUGCCUGGCCAUUGGAGUUGGGGGUGCGGAUGCCGUUGAGGUCAUGAGUGGUCAGCCUUGGGAGCUCCUUGUCCCUAAGAUUAUUGGUGUAGAACUCAAGGGUCGCUUAAACAAAUGGUGUAGCGCCAAAGAUAUCAUUCUGCAUUUGGCCGGUCAGCUCACAGUCAAGGGUGGAACAGGACAUAUCAUUGAGUACUUUGGCCCCGGCACUCAAACUCUGAGUUGCACGGGCAUGGCCACGAUUUGCAACAUGGGUGCCGAGGUGGGUGCCACCACCUCCAUCUUCCCCUACGCAGAGCCACAAGAAGCCUAUCUGCGCUUCACGGGUCGUGGCGCUCAGGCCGACGAAGCCAAUGCCGUGGCCCACGAUCUUUUGCGAGCUGACCCUGGUUGUGCUUAUGACCAAGUCAUUACUGUGGAUUUGGAUCAGCUCGAGCCGCACUUCAACGGACCUUUCACUCCCGAUUUGGCCACGCCAUUGAGCGCGUUUGCCAAUCAGGCGCGCGAAAAGCAAUGGCCUCUCGAGCUCUCGGCAGCGCUAAUCGGUAGCUGCACUAAUUCCAGCUACGAGGACAUGACCCGAGCUGCCUCUAUUGCACAGCAAGCAAUCGACAAAGGCCUGACUGCCGCGGUCCCCUUUUUUAUCACUCCGGGCUCGGAGCAGAUCUUGCAAACGUGCCGGCGGGAUGGCGUCUUGGAUGUCUUGGAGCGUGCUGGGGGUACCGUGCUGGCGAAUGCGUGUGGCCCAUGCAUCGGCCAGUGGAGCCGUCCAACCAUGGAGGACGGCGUGCCCAAUAGCAUUCUCUCAUCUUUCAACCGCAACUUUGCUGGACGCAACGAUGGCAACAAGCAGACCCACAACUUUUUGUGUUCGCCGGAAAUCGUGACUGCCAUGGCAUUUAGCAAGUCUCUGACGUUCAAUCCCCUGACAGAUAGUCUUUUGGCGGCAGAUGGCACUUCGUUCAAGUUUAGUCCCCCGGAGGGCGAGAGCCUCUCCGCGGCCGGCUUCGAGAAUAACGUGGUGAAGCCUUCCGCUGUUCCAGAGCCAGACUUGAGCAUCAAUGUGAGCAUUGAUCCAACGUCGACGCGCCUGCAGCGUUUGGAUGCUUUUGCUCCAUGGGAUGGACAAGACUUUCAGAAUUUGCGUGUCCUCAUCAAGGUGAAGGGCAAGUGUACGACGGACCACAUCUCUGCCGCGGGGCCGUGGCUCAAGUACAAAGGUCAUCUGGAGAAUAUCUCCCAGAACACGCUGAUCACGGCUGUCAACGCUGAACAUGACCGACUCAACUCAGUACGCAACUAUCUUGUUGACGGUGAAAACUAUGGAACAAUUCCUGAAGUGGCCGCCGCCUAUCGAGAUGCAGGCGUGCAGUGGAUCAUUGUUGGUGAUGAAAACUACGGUGAGGGGUCAGCUCGCGAGCACGCGGCCAUGCAGCCUCGCUUCUUGGGCUGUGUUGCCGUUGUGUGCCGAAGCUUUGCUCGCAUCCACGAGACAAAUUUGAAGCGUCAAGGCGUGUUCCCGCUGACUUUUGCCGACCCCAACGACUACGACCAGCUGUGCUCAAGUGAUAUUGUCGACUUGAUUGGGUUGAGGCCCGGGGAAGCCCCAGCGCUUCGCGUGCGUCGCUCAGAGCAAGAAGAAGAGUUUACCGUGCCGCUUCGCCACACGCUCAGUCCCAUUCAAAUGGACUGGAUUCGCAGCGGCUCCGCUCUAAACUACAUUGCCCAAACCAUAGCGGCAGCAUAG
This is a messenger RNA of Monosiga brevicollis MX1, 2688 nucleotides long. RefSeq lists its product as uncharacterized. The record is from RefSeq and is a predicted model, not a curated record. Gene Ontology annotation, molecular function: 4 iron, 4 sulfur cluster binding; aconitate hydratase activity. The coding region runs from base 1 to 2688 and encodes 895 amino acids. Gene Ontology annotation, cellular component: mitochondrion; cytosol. Gene Ontology annotation, biological process: tricarboxylic acid cycle. The transcript has 13 exons. Lineage: Eukaryota; Choanoflagellata; Craspedida; Salpingoecidae.